Neomonachus schauinslandi (Hawaiian monk seal) is the source of this 1797-nucleotide messenger RNA. It is a transcript of the gene CCDC61, whose product is annotated as coiled-coil domain containing 61. Gene Ontology annotation, cellular component: centrosome. The transcript has 14 exons. Bases 32 to 1576 code for a protein of 514 amino acids. NCBI's taxonomy places the organism in Eukaryota, Metazoa, Chordata, Mammalia, Carnivora, Phocidae. The record is from RefSeq and is a predicted model, not a curated record.
GAGGGGUGUCUGUGGAGAAGUGACACCGGCCAUGGACCAGCCAGCUGGCCUGCAGGUGGACUACAUCUUCCGGGGUGUGGAGCAUGCUGUGCGGCUGGUGGUGUCUGGACAGGUGCUAGAGCUGGAAGUGGAGGACCGGAUGACAGCUGAUCAGUGGCGGGGCGAGUUCGAUGCCAGCUUCAUUGAAGAUCUGACUCAUAAGACGGGGAACUUCAAACAGUUCAAUAUCUUCUGUAACAUGCUGGAGUCGGCUCUCACCCAGAGCAGUGAGUCGGUUACCCUUGACCUGCUGACCUACACAGAUCUGGAGUCCCUGCGGAAUCGCAAGAUGGGGGGCCGCCCGGGCCCCUUGGCCUCGAGAUCGGCCCAGCUCAACUCCAAGCGCUACCUGAUCCUCAUCUACUCUGUGGAGUUUGACAGGAUUCACUACCCGCUGCCCCUCCCGUACCAGGGCAAGCCAGACCCUGUGGUCCUGCAGGGCAUCAUCCGCUCACUGAAGGAGGAGCUGGGCCGCCUUCGAGGGCUGGACGGCCAGGAUGCUCGGGACACCCGGGAGACUGAGAUCUGGCACCUGAGGGAGCAGGUUUCACGCCUGGCAUCUGAGAAGCGAGAACUGGAGGCGCAGCUGGGCCAAUCUCGAGAGGAGGCUCUGGCAGGGAGGGCUGCGCGCCAGGAGGCCGAGGCGCUGCGUGGGCUCGUCAGGGGCCUGGAGCUGGAGCUGCGGCAAGAGCGGGGCCUUGGACACCGCGGGGUUGGCCGCCGCAGCCAGGAUUGCCGGCGCCUGGCCAAGGAGCUCGAGGAGGUGAAGGCUUCGGAGCGGAGCCUGCGUGCCCGGCUUAGGACCGUGAACACCGAGCUGGAGGUGUACAAGAGGGGGAGACGGACUCCGCCGGUGCCGCCGCCCCGGGCCCGGGAGGUACGGGCUUCGACGUCGCGGGAGCGCUCCACAUCGCGCGGUCGCGGUGCCACCCGCUCUUCUUCCCGGGAGAGCGGCCGGGGGGGCCGGAGUCGAGGCCGCCCUGCCCGCCCCUCACCCUCGCCCACAGGUAGUCGCGUGCCCCGUUUCGACCCCACAGCCUUUGUGAAAGCCAAGGAGAAGAAGCAGAGAGAGAUCAAGAUGAAGCAGCAGCAGCAGCGGAACCGAUUGGGCAGUGGAGGAAGCGGGGACGGCCCGUCCAUCUCCUGGUCUCGCCAGACUCGGCCCCCCGCUGCCGUGAGCGGCCGAGGGGACGCGGCUAACCGCUCCCGAAACCGCAGCUCCUCGGUGGACAGUUUCCGCAGCCGCUGCUCAUCCGCCGGCUCCUGCAGCGAGUUGGAGGAUUUCUCCGAUUCCCUUCCUAGGGGCGUUCGCCGCCCGGGGAAGCCUCCCAGCCCCACCACCUGGGGCGGGUCCAACACGCAGCAGAAGCCCACCCCUGUGGAACGCAGCCGCCAUCAGAGAUGCCUGACCAAUUCGGGGGGCUGGGUCCCUAUGAAAGAGUACAGCUCCGACCACCAGGCAGCAGACAUGGCCGAAAUAGAUGCCCGCCUGAAGGCCUUGCAGGAAUAUAUGAACCGACUGGACACACGGUCGUGACCUCGACCUGGAGUACUGCCCCUCCAUCCCUCACCCACUGCUGGAUUUGGAGUGGGGGGGCGGGGCUGGCGGUUCCUUGCAGCCCUGCUCAGGCUCCUCUCCUGCUGGUGCUACCAGGGUUUCAGGUGUGUGAGGCCUUGGCCCCCCCACCCCCGCCAUGCACUGCAUGCUGGGAGGGAAGGUAUGUGCAUUUUGUAAAUAAACUAUUUGCUGUUGGGCUC